AUGUCUUCAACCAACACUACUGAGAAAACGAAGGAGCAAAAAUUCCAUGAAUACAUAUUGAGCUUGCCCCAAGACAAAGUUGACGCCAUCAAAGGAAAGCCAUUGGAGGUGUUGAAAGUAAUCGACGACUAUCCCGAACGCUUUAUGGACAUUGGCCGUCAAAAGGGCGAGUUAAUCACUGCGGAGAUCAGAGAAAAGAAACCUAAAGUUAUGAUCGAGUUGGGUGGGUACUUGGGCUACUCAGCAGUCUUGUUCGCCAAUGAAUUGAUUAAAGAUCCCGAAGCCAAGUACUAUAGCUUCGAGGUGAAUCCAGAAUUCGCCAAAAUUGCCACCGAUGUCAUCCGCUUGGCUGGAUUGUCCAAGAAAAUCGAAAUCAUUGUUGGAAAAGCCGCCUACACAUUGGUGGACUUCAAAGAGAGAUUCAACAAGAAUGGUCUGUUUAAAGCGUUAGAUUUCAUAUUCAUUGACCAUUGGAAGGAUCUAUAUGUGCCUGAUUUGAGAGAGUUGGAGUCUCUCAACUUUAUUGCACCGGGUACUGUGAUUACUGCCGACAACAUUUUGAUGCCCGGUGCUCCCGAAUAUGUCAAGUAUGUCAGGUUAUCUCCAGAAGAAAAGAAGGAAUAUAACGAAAAGAAUCCAAACCCUAAUGGUGAUGAGUUUUUGGGAAGAUGGAAUAUCUUGUACGACACUGAUACUGUCAAAGUCGAGUACCCUGGUGGCCGUGUAGAUGCUAUUGAGAUUACUAAAUGCACUGACUAUCUCUCUGGAUGA
This is a messenger RNA of Lodderomyces margitis, 771 nucleotides long. RefSeq lists its product as uncharacterized. The coding region runs from base 1 to 771 and encodes 256 amino acids. Lineage: Eukaryota; Fungi; Ascomycota; Pichiomycetes; Serinales; Debaryomycetaceae. The record is from RefSeq and is a predicted model, not a curated record. Gene Ontology annotation, molecular function: O-methyltransferase activity. The transcript has a single exon.